GAUAUUUUCGAACUAUGUCAAAAUUUAUUCGGAAAUUUUGAAAUCAGUUCAAGACAUUUUUUGUAGCAAAUUCAGAUUUAAACUUUGCUCCUUAGGCUUUGCGAAGAAAAAUGCCGGUUUAUCGUAAUAAACUCAAAAACAGUUCAGAGUUACUUCUUGGUACUGUUCCCAAAUGAUUACUGAAUCAUUUAGAUUGUUUCGAAGCGUAUUUGAAAUAUUUAGCAAUUAGGCCUGGAAGACGUGUCCUCUGAGAAAACCUAAAUCAUGGGUUCGAUUUUAAUGGGGCAGGUACGCACUAUUUUCAAAGUGAUUCCGUGUUACUUGGAACUCGUAACUGCUUGCAGCGAGUUGUUGAAAAUAAUUUCCUACAGCCACAUUUUGUUCGGGUAAACACCACAAAUAUUAAGAUAAGCAGCAGUGUAAGUGUUGAAAAGAACACCAAAUAUGUUCUGGCCCGGACACAAGUAAGCAGGUAGAACAAACGCCCAGAAGUGAGUGACCAAGCCAAGCAGUUGUGGUCAUAAAGUAUAAGCCACUAAGCAAGCAUAAAGUGGCCACGAUGCUCAAUAAACUAAUUCAUACAUACAUAUAUACAUAUGUACGCAGAGCCACACACAUUUGCAUACAUUUCGUUUGCACAGCCAACUGCAAAUUCAAAUUCAGUCCAACUUUGUCGGUGUACCGCAAAAGUAAUAGUAGUUAGUCGUAAGAAAUAAGAGCCAAGAAAAACUGUGUAGAAACAAUUUGAAGUGUUAAGGAGUCUCCACCGUAAAAUUGUAGAGAAGUGUUGAGAGCUGUUAAACAAAUUGGCACAAAAAAGUUUUCAAAUAAAACCGAAAAGUUUACUUUUGAACUUGAGUCGAGUUGAGACGAGUCGAGUAUUUAAGGAUGUCAUUGAAGAGUUUCAUAAUUCUGCUAUACAUGCUAGCACUGGGUGAUGGCAGAGCGAGAAGCGUAAGUUUACGUUUUGAAAGAGAGAAGGAAAGUGCGAAAAUGGUGGCAGGACGCGGUGCUAAUGUGUCGUUUACGAGCUUUAAAGAGGCAGCAUUGAACAGAUCUUAUACAGCGAAUGUGCUUAGUAAUUUGGAGAGGUCCGUGGAGGUGUACGCAAGGCCAAGAUCCGUAAAUUUGGGAAACAAACGGGAAGAACCAGCCACUGCACGCAAGCCACCUCAUUCGAUUAUGUUAACCACACGUCCGACUACGCUCUUCACACCCGAACCGAAGCCUUUCAGCAUACUGAGUCAGUUGCAACUGGACGAAAUAAAUGAAGCUCAUGCGCAAAAGCAGAAUCAACCAGAACAAUUAAAGGCGCAGUCUUUUGCAAAAAAGAAGAAGAAGAAAAAGAAAAAGAAGAAAAGGAAAAACAAGAAUAAAAAGAAACCAAUUGGUGAAGACGCUACCGUACUACACUAUCAACUCACCACGAAGAAGCCACAUUAUUAUCACCACGCUGUUGUCGUGACAACAAAACCACCAAAGAAAAUCAAGUACAUUGUACGUAAAAAGAAUGUGUUAAAGAAGAAGAAGAAGGAAUAUCUCAAUCACUUGAAACAUGUACUCUACCCGUUCAUCAAGUUUAUCGCCUUCUUUACGGUACUCAAUCCAUUCACACUGAAAGUAUUUCUCUUUACGCUCAUUUCGCCAGUAGUUUUUGGAUUUUUAGGUUUUAUGUUGCUUAGUUUUAUGGUAAAACCGGCGCUUCACCUCAUUUUCGAUGUUAAAAAACGUGUGGAUGUCAUUAAGCGCAAGAAGUGGCGUGAGAAAAAACGACGUGAAAAGUGGCGGUACGGUCGACGUCCGAUCACAAUACAUAAACAUUACUAUAAGAAUGUGGUCGCGCCGCGUCCUCAUAAACCACAUCCGCCGCCACAUAUAUCGCAUCAUCCACCACCAUAUAUUGUACAUGAUCCACCACCGCAUCUAUCUCCCCACCCGCCACCGAGUUGGCCCGCGUGGUUGGGAUCGGAUAAAAUAGAUUUUAAGCCCAAACCGCAACUACAAAGUGCAAAGCCAAAACUCAGUUACAGACAUGAACAACGAAAACAUUUCAAACCGCCGAAUUUACGUCACAACCCUCUAUUGCCCGAGGUAGCAGAUGAAAUUGAGGAUUGGCCCUAUGGCCCUAAACUACAAUUUAAACCUUCACGCACGACCUUACCAAUGCAUUUCGGCUCAACAUCUUUAAAAAGCCCACAGCCUAGCGUAUCUGCAGAAUAUGAGGAUGCGCCAUUUUUAUAGUGAGAGAGUAAUAAGCAAUCGAAUUUGAUUUUCUAUUUUAAUAAAAAAAUAUUAAAUAAAUAACUAAUAUUAAGUACAAUUUAUAUACAAUGAAAUAAAGACUGCUCGAAAUUAAUUGAAGAUGUUCGUUCUAUCAUCUUCGUCGAAUCGUAGUUGAAAGAUAAUGAGAAAGAGUUAGGCUCAUUUUUCACUAAUAUCAAUUCGUUGGUAUAUUUUCGGUUUCUCAAAUUAAAUGGAGAAAGUUCAAGGUACAAAUAUUCCUCAUUGAAUCGUUCCCAUGAUUUAGUAAUUCUCGAUCGAUUUACGAAAAGACUGUUUACUGAAUUCGUAGGUUGCAAUGAGUCGGCCGCGGUGCCGAGUAGUUAUC
This is a messenger RNA of Ceratitis capitata (Mediterranean fruit fly), 2608 nucleotides long. RefSeq lists its product as uncharacterized. The transcript is spliced from 3 exons. The record is from RefSeq and is a predicted model, not a curated record. Bases 889 to 2241 code for a protein of 450 amino acids. Lineage: Eukaryota; Metazoa; Arthropoda; Insecta; Diptera; Tephritidae.